This is a messenger RNA of Planococcus citri (citrus mealybug), 4158 nucleotides long. RefSeq names its product SR splicing factor protein kinase (gene SRPK). The transcript has a single exon. Gene Ontology annotation, biological process: regulation of mRNA processing; spliceosomal complex assembly; peptidyl-serine phosphorylation. The record is from RefSeq and is a predicted model, not a curated record. Gene Ontology annotation, cellular component: cytoplasm; nucleus. NCBI's taxonomy places the organism in Eukaryota, Metazoa, Arthropoda, Insecta, Hemiptera, Pseudococcidae. Gene Ontology annotation, molecular function: ATP binding; protein serine/threonine kinase activity. Bases 534 to 2726 code for a protein of 730 amino acids.
CAAAAUUUAUUGUUGUAAAAAAAUUUUGUUAAUAAUUUUUCUGCUGUCUGUCUGGCUCUGUACUGUAAUAAUAAUCGCUAAAUUCUUCUUAUAUAGUCGUUGCUUUUUAUUAUAAAUACUUUCUCGUCAACUUAUUUGUCGUGAUUAAUGAUCGAUUAUUUUGUUUGGUCGUUGUUCGAGGCGUCGAGGUUCGUACCUACUUGGUUAACCAACUGCGACUAGACUACCAAGCUAUUUCAUCUUGAACGUUAAACUUGGCGUACGAUGAUAUAUUGACAUAAUACCUAAUUCACGCAUCGUAUCGUAUUCGUAUAACAACUAUAACUGCCAUAGUACGCGAUUCGCGAUUCGCGAUUGACGAUGAUGGAUUAUCACUUGGGUAGGAAAGACUAAUUUUGAAACUAGAAUGUCGAUCGAAGUACUACGUUCGGUGAGUGGUUCGUGUUAUGUUGCAUUGUAGUGGAGGAGAUAAGAUCGCUAGUUUGUUAAUUAUCGUCGCUGUCGCCAUCGCCGAGACGCCGUAGCUGUGUAAUAUGAACAGGGAUAUCAAUCGAAGGAUAUUCGCCAUUCAAGCUAAGAAGAAAUGGCAUAAGAACGGCGGCAAACGUCGUAACAAACCCGAAAUCAGCAAGACGAUGAACACGAGUACGAGUACGAAUACAAGUACGAAUACGACGUCGAAAACGAAAUCCGCAUCGUCUAAGAAUACCGAACAAAACAACGCCAACAACGCCGCCAGUAGUCCGAACCAAGCCAACAACGUCGACGACGUCGAAGAGGUGCACAGUUCGGACGAGGAAGAGCAAGAAGACUCGUCCGACUACUGUAAAGGAGGUUAUCAUCCGGUCAAGAUCGGCGAUUUGUUCCUAGGCCGUUAUCACGUGACUAGAAAACUAGGAUGGGGCCACUUCUCAACGGUAUGGUUGUGCUGGGAUUUAACCGAUAAGCGGUUCGUCGCUUUGAAAGUGGUGAAAAGCGCUUCGCAUUUCACCGAAACCGCCAUAGACGAAAUCAAAUUGCUGAAAUGCGUUCGCGAAAGUGAUCCGGAAGAUAUGAAACGCGAUCGGGUUGUGUUGCUGUUGAACGAUUUCAAAAUACGAGGCAUUAACGGCACGCACAUUUGCAUGGUGUUCGAAGUGCUGGGCCAUAAUUUGCUGAAAUUGAUCAUAAAGAGCAACUAUCGCGGUAUACCUAUUCAGAAUGUCAAGUCGAUCGUGAAACAAGUGUUGGAAGGCUUAGACUAUUUGCAUACCAAAUGUAAUAUUAUCCAUACCGACAUCAAGCCGGAAAACGUGUUGCUGUGCGUGUCGGAGAAAUACAUUCGCAAGCUGGCUUCCGAAGCGACCGAAUGGCAUUCGAGCGGAGUGAAAUUACCAGUAUCGCUGCGUAGCACCGCUCCCAAAGAGUUCCAGACGCCCGCUCCGAACGCCUUCAUGUCCAGAAGUAAGAAGAAGAAGCUGAAAAAACGCCAAAAACGACACACCGAAUUGUUGAAGAAACAGUUGCAACAACUCGAAGAAAUCGAAAGCAACGACCAAGGCGAUAGUACGACGAAUACGAAUACGAAUGUGAUAAGUAAUUCGGCCAACGACGCCGAAUCCGGCGAAAAAUGCACGUCACCGACCAAAAACAGCAGCGGCAACGUCGUCAAUAAUAACAACAACAACGACGACGAGGACGACGACGACGACGAUGAGGAAGAAGAAGAAGACGACGACGUCGAAGAUGGCCCAGAACAUCUGCAUCAUCGUAGUAACGUCGAUCGCGAUCGCCGUCGACACGAGAUGGACGAAAGCGGUGGCUGCUUCGAAUCCGUCAACGAUAACGACGUCUCGUCGGCCGGAGACACGCUGAUCGACAGCAAUCCGCAUCACCGUCAACACCGCCUUCCUCACUCCCACCACCCUCACCCCCACCAGCAACAGCACCACCACCAUAAUCAACCAAAUUUUUGUCACGACGACGACGACGUCGAAAAGACGGCGACGAUAACGACGGACGCUUCAUCGACGACGACGACCGUGCUGGAAAACGGUUGUCGAAAUGAGACCGACAUCGAGGUCGACGUCGAAUCCAGCGAUCGUAACAACGAUCAGGGCUGCGAAUCGAGCAAUUCGACGACGGACGCGGUCGGCGAAGAAAAAUCGUCCAACUUUCAUCGAUCGCAGAGCUCGUUGCAGUCGUCGUGCGACGGUCUGGAUCCGUCUCAAGAGCCGUGCGACAUCCGAGUCAAGGUGGCCGAUUUGGGCAACGCGUGUUGGACCAGCCGGCAUUUCACCGAAGACAUACAAACCAGACAAUACAGAUCGCUCGAGGUGCUGGUCGGCGCCGGCUACGACACGUCAGCCGAUAUAUGGAGCGUCGCCUGCAUGGCGUUCGAGCUGGCCACCGGCGACUAUCUGUUCGAACCGCAUUCCGGCGAAGGCUACAGCCGAGACGAAGACCACCUGGCCCAUAUAAUCGAAUUAUUAGGCGAAAUACCCAAGCACGUCAUCGAUCGAGGCAAACAUUCCAAGACUUACUUCAAUCGCAAAGGCGAAUUACGUAACAUUACCGGACUCAAGCCGUGGCAUUUGUUCGACGUGCUCAUCGAAAAGUACCACUGGCAGCCGGAAAACGCCAAGGAAUUCGCUGACUUUCUAACGCCCAUGUUGAAGUACGAUCCGAAAGAAAGGGCUACCGCCGCCCAGUGUCUCAAUCACAAGUGGCUCGGUACCGCUAGUUAAUCUAGCUCGACGAUCCCCUUUCCACUUGCAUCCGAUUCGUUUCGUGGCCGCUGAAUAGUCGACAUUUUUUUUCGUAAAUACAUUUGUAUUGUAGUCCGUUUGACAAUUAUUUUUAUCGUGUAUUUAUUGCGUUUCGUGUUUUUUUUUUUUUUUGGUUGUUGUUGUUUUUUUUAUCCCGCCACCCUCUCAAAAUUAAUUCGUUAUUUGUUCCCGCCGCCGUUGCUGCUGCUGCUGCUGCCGCUGCCGCCGCCGCCGGUGAUUUUAGGGGUUUCUCCGACGAACGUGACGCGUAAAAUUCUCCGUAAAUACCAUCGAAAUUGAACGUUGAAAAUUCUAUCACCGAUAACACGUCUCUCUUCUUCGUGGACGAAUGAUUUAGCAGCUACGUAUGAAAAUUUUUUUCGCGUUUUGGGGCUCGUGUAACAAGAAGAGAAUAAAGCUUUCAAAAUUAUUACGCGCUUAUUCUUCUUCUUCGUCGUCUUCUUUUUAUUAUUAGCAUUAUUUUUUCAUUUCGUUUCAUUUAUUUAUUUAUUUUUGUUCGGUUUUUGUUUUUACCUAGAAAUUUUCGAAACGAUAGCCAGUAGCAUCGCUCUCGUUUUUAGUUACGUAGAUCAAAAUUUGAAUAAAUAUUCGCCGGUACGUGUCAAAUGCUUGGUCUAGAGACUCUAGGGUACUCGUACGAGAUUACGUAUAGGUAAAUUUUAGCAGCAGGGCGCGGCGAUUCGCGUCAUUUUAUUCGUUCUUCCUCGUAGGAAAUGAAAAAACCUAAAAAAAAAAAAAACCCACUCAGCACCGAUCGUAUGUGUACGUAUUAGGUAUUUACUCGAAUUCGUCGUAGGUUUUUGUAUACUAAGAGUACCCCUUAUGGCUACAUAGAUAGAGAUACAUAUUCCUUUAUUACGUAGGCAUUUUUACCGUAGCGCGUAAGCGCGUCCGCGUCCGUGUGCUGUAUUAUUUUUUUUCAUUGUUCACCGCUAACGAUUCACACAUAUAGUAUUUGCUCGAAUCGUUUUUUUUUCACUUUGGAAACCGUGCAACUGGGAUAUGUAGAUUGUUUAUUGUUAGCAAUGUCUUGACGUGUGUGUUUGUUUGUCUGUAUAUUUUGCAAAAAAAAAAAAUUCAUUAUAACGAAUAUGGUUUAUUUAUUAUUAUUUAUUAUUCUUAUGUAUUCUUAUUCUUAUCAUCAUUAUCAUUUUAUUUUAUUUUUUAAAUCAAUGCGCGUUCGUUUGUUUUUUUUUGUCUAUUAAUUUUAUUUGUAAAGUUUGAAAGUUUUUUUUUUUUUUUUUUUUUUUUUCUAUCGAAUGUACUGUACUAUUUACUACGAUUGUUACAUAUAUUAUGAAACCGAUUCGUGUCCUGCUCGAAUGAUCUAACAUUUUGACUUACUUAGUAAACUAAUUAUCGAUUGAUUGAAUUAAAAUUAUUAUUGACG